Molecule: messenger RNA, 4174 nt
Organism: Syngnathus typhle (broad-nosed pipefish)
Lineage: Eukaryota; Metazoa; Chordata; Actinopteri; Syngnathiformes; Syngnathidae
Product: immunoglobulin-like and fibronectin type III domain-containing protein 1
Exons: 23
Coding region: 171-4088 (1305 amino acids)
Molecular function (GO): protein binding
Source: RefSeq, a predicted model, not a curated record
CUUCACUUCUGCUUUAAUAUGGCUUUUUACCAACUGCAUUUCGACCACGUAAGGAUUUUGGCCUUUUAUUGCCAAACAAAUAGGGGUGCCAACGCCCUCCACGUUAGAUAGACGACAAAACAGAUUGGGGAACGGACAGAUCAACCAAGGGUCGCAAAUACACCGAGGCAAUGAGUUUAAAUGCAAAGGAGCCGCCAAAAGUGGCGAUCACAAGGAGGUCCAGGGUUCACGGCGUUAUGAUUACUCAGGUGGUCCAGCAAGUUCCAGCAGGAAAAUCCACACCUGACUUUACCCGAAAGCCCAUGGCCAUGACUGUCAAUGAAGGGAGAAGAGCUUUUUUCAAAGCAAUCGUGAGUGGUGAGCCGACACCGAGCGUCACGUGGGGACGAAACAAGGGGGAUGUCAAUGACGCAGACAAGUACAAGGUUAAAUAUGAAGAAAGAUCCAAAGAACACAUCCUUGAGAUACCACAAGCAAAACCAGAACUUGCCGAUACAUACAAAUGCUUUGCCACCAAUGAAUAUGGAACAGCUGUUUGCUCCGCCACCCUUAUUAUCAUUAAAGCAAAGGACGAUGCACCACAGGAUUUCAGAAAGAUUCUCAAGAAAACCGUGGUCGUCACCAAGAAAAAACAACUGCCUCCAAAAGAGGGAGAACUGGACCCCAAACUCAUGGAAGUGCUCCUCACGGCACCAAAGAAAGACUAUCAAAGAAUAUGCUUGGACUUUGGAGUUACAGAUUUCCGCUGGUUGCUGAAACGACUGAAUCAGUUGAAAAAGGAAAGGGCAGAUGAACAGGCCAAGGUUGUCGAAAAUCUCGGCAAUGUGAGACAAAUUGAAGUGAAGCCUAGCGGAAAGGCAGAAUUCAGCCUUGACAUGACUUUACUGGAUCCUAACAGCAAGAUUUAUCUGUACAAGGAUGGGAACAGGGUCCCAUAUGGGAACGAUGGAAACUCCAAGCAUAGCCUGCAGAAACGUGGAAACAAAUAUUGUUUCACCAUCAAAGACCCCCAACCGGAAGACGCUGGCUUGUACCAGGUUGAUGUUGGAGAAACAACCGUUCUAACUACUGACUUCCAAAUGCCUGCAGUGAGCUUUGCAGACAAGAUUAAUGAUACGAAGGCCUUGGAAAACAAAGAUGCCUCUUUUCAAUGCGUCUUGUCAACACCGCUCAACAGAAUAACAUGGUCAACGUCAGAUUCAUCACUUGAACACGGCGACAAAUAUGAGAUAAACGUCUCGGAAGACAAACUGAUUCAUACGCUCACCAUUAAAAACUGUCAAAAGGCUGACAACGGAACAUAUUAUGCUAUUGCUGGCACCGCGUCAUGCAAAGCAUCUCUCGUGGUGGAAGCCGAUCCAAAUGCCCAUAAAGGUCUAGAGAAAUCGAAAGAUCAGCAUGACCUGGCUAAAUUGCAGAUAGAGGACACAGGGGAAAAGGAUAGACGAAAUGAGAAGAUCGGCGCUGGAGUAGGCGACGAUUCUAGUGGAAAGAGUGAUAUAACCGAGAACGAUAAGUCCAAUCACGGCCAUGGCUGGAAAACUGAUGGUGAAGGGAAAAGUGAGAACAAUAACAACCUCCUGGGAGGCAGAGAUGAAAGCCAGAAGGUUGAUGCAGGCAAGGAGCGAGUACAAGCAGGCCUAACAGUGUCUGAUGCGGCACAAGAUCAAGGUGUUCAGUUUGUCAGCGGCCUGUCAGAUACUACAGCUGUGACAGGCGGACGGGCAGAGUUAUUUUGUAAAUUAAGCACUGAGAACGCUAAGGGAAGAUGGUACAAAAAUGGGAAACUGCUCACCGAUGAUGAUGGGGUCGAAAUGAUUCAAGAUGGAGCUCAUCACAAAUUGAUAAUUGACUGCUGUAACAAAGAGGAUGGAGCUGUGUAUCGGUUUGAGUCAGAUGGACGUAAAUCCGAAGCUACGUUGAAUAUUCAAGAUCCACCAAAGGUCGAUGCUAGUGCUCUUGUAAAAUUUGCAAAGCCAGUGGUGGUCAAAGCGGGCGAGACCGCUGAAUGGAAGCUUCAAUUCUCGGGUGGAGAGCCGAUGAAGAUUCAGUGGAGCAAGGACGAUGAUGAGCUUUUGCCUGCCCUUAAUAUGAGGAUUGAAAAAUCCGCCACAUCCAGCAAACUACGCCUUGCAAAAUGUCAAAGGAAAGACAGUGGCGAGAUCAAAAUUAAAAUAAAGAAUGAAUUUGGUACCACGGAAGCAAUUUCCAAACUUAUAGUACUGGACAAACCUACACCACCGCAAGGACCCGUGGAAAUUCUGGAGAGUGCUGUGACAUCAGUUGAAUUCAAAUGGAAACCGCCAAAGGAUGACGGCGGAUGUCCAGUCACAAACUACAUCAUAGAACGGCAGCAGGUUGGACGUAAUAAAUGGUCCAGUCUGGGACAGAUCAGUGGCAACAGUACAGUUUACAGAGACUCGGAUGUCGAACCCGGAAAGAGAUACUGCUAUCGGAUCAGAGCCAAAAACUCAGAGGGUGUUAGUGACUGCCUGCAGACAGAAGCCAUAGCUGCCGGAGUAUUACGUUAUCCGGGUGCUCCUUCGGCACCCAAAGCGGUCCGUGUCUGUAAGGACUGCAUUAGUUUGGCUUGGAGUGCCCCAUGCAACACCGGAGGAACCAAAAUAGUGGGCUUUCUUUUGGAAAAAAGGAAGAAAGGCACUAACAACUGGAGCCUUGUAAACCAAGAAGGACCAAUAAAGGACUCCAAGUACGAGGUUAAAGACGUCUGUGAGGGAGUGGCGUAUGAAUUCAGGGUGUCGGCAAUCAACCUAUCGGGUCCCGGGGAUCCGAGCAAUCCAUCCGACACCGUAAUUGCAAGAGAUCCCAUGAAACCCCCAGGCAAAGUCACGGAUCUCAGAGUAACAUCCAGUGACUACGUAACCUUGUCGCUGGCUUGGACCAAGCCCAAAGAAGUGAAUGGGUCGCAGGAUGAAGCCCAAGGGUAUUAUGUGGAAAUAAGACCCGGAGCAAGCUCAGAUUGGACCCGCUGCAACGCCGUCCCAAUUACGACCACCACCUACACUGUACGUGGCUUAAAGGCCAUGGCUGCCUACUGGGUGAGAGUAGUCGCUACCAAUUACGGAGGUGAUGGAGAACCUCGAGGCUUUGACAAUCACAUCAUUGCCAUGCCCCCUCCUGUAUGGCCAAAGUUCAAAGAUCGCAAUUUGAAAGACUUUGUGGUCGUGAGAGCAGGAAACACCGUUCGCCUCAACAUCCCAUUUGAGGCGUCCCCCUUUCCAGAGGUCUCCUGGUUGAAAGAUGGUGCUUUAGUCCCCAAGCAUGUAACCGUCACCAACUCUGAUAAAGCUUCUCAAAUGUUGAUCCCGACAUCCGAGCGCUCCGAUUCUGGAGUCUACACCGUUAUCGUCAAGAAUCUCGUCGGUCAAGAGAGCUUCAACGUGGAAAUUAGGGUAACAGAUGAUCCCAAGCCUCCAGGUCCUGUGGAGCUGUAUCAGAACGUCCCAGGAACCGUCACUGUGUCCUGGGCGCCCUCUCCAGACGAGACAAAAGACGACAGGCUGCACUAUGUCAUCACCAAGCGGGACUCCUUCAAGCCCACUUGGAGGACAGUGGCAGAAAACCUCUUCAACAACAAGUUUACUGUUGUGGAUAUUGUGCCUGGACGCCAGUAUCACUUCAGGGUGUAUGCAAAAAAUGACAUGGGCCUAUCAGCACCAUCUGUUUCACCUGCCUUUGAAAUUAAGAAGGAAAGAGAGAGGUUCAAGGUGAAUGUUCCACCGAGGAAAUCUGUGGACCUAUCGUCAGCCCCGUCAUUCAUCACCCCGCUGAGGCGCCAUAUUCCUCCAGAAGGCUACGAGUGUCACAUGAGCUGUGCAGUCAAGGGUAACCCGGCCCCCCGUGUGGCAUGGUACCAUGACGGCGUGGACCUGAGCGUCAAUAGCAACUACUACAUCACCAACGUGUGCGGUGUCUGUUCCCUGCUUAUACUGAGGGUGGGUGCCAACGACGGCGGUGAAUACAAAGUCGUUGUUGAGAACCAUCUGGGGUCAGCAGAGUGCUCCAUGAUGCUGAAGGUCAGAGAGAGAAGGACAUGGACGAUGGAAGCUACAACAGAAUACCUGUAGCAAUGUUGUCGUCAUGUCUGCAUACGGAGCAAUGACCCACUAUUUUAUGGCUGUAAUAACUGAUUAAAGUGUUUGUUCAUCGGGCA